AAUAUCAGUUGACUUCCAGUUGCUCUCGUGCUCGAAUGGCUGUACAAUCGCUAGGCAUUCCCUUGCUCCUACUGGCCGUGCUGGCCGGCGGCGGCCAGUCUGCCAAUAUUCUGGGACUCUUCACCAGUUUGAGCCCAUCGCAUUUGGUCAUUCAAAUGUCCAUGGCCAAGAUCUUGGCCGAAAGCGAACACAAUGUCACUGUGGUGACUGCGCUAAAGCCGCCGCUUCUUCACCCAUCCAUCAAUCAUAUCCAAGUGCCACUCGAUGAGGCGGAUGGCAAGUCCUUUGGCGCCCUUGUGGCGGGCAUGGCCAAGCGGGACACUGGCAAUGCCGUAAUUUCCAUGCUCUUGGCCAUGGGCUCCAUGAAACCGCUCUUUGCUAAAAUGGAGGACGUCUUGCGGCACCAAAGGGUCAAGGAUCUCUACGAGCAUUCGGACAAUCACUUUGAUUUGGUAAUUUUGGGCUACUUUAUGAACAGCCUGCAGCUGUCGCUGGCCCACAAGUUAAAGGCGCCUCAAAUAGUGGCACUCUCCAAUCCACCCGCAAUGCUCGGCACUGUCCUGGGAAAUCCCAGUGAAAUUUCCUAUGUACCAGCCAUGAAUGUAGUCGUGGAAAAGGGUCAAACGAUGACCAUUUGCAAGCGUUUUGAGAACUUACUUGCGUUUGUGGGACACUGGAUAUUUACGCUAUUGAUUGAGCAAAAUAAUGACAACAUUUACAAAGACCUCUAUGGCGAUGAUCCCUCGAUGCCACGAUAUGAGGAUCUGCACAAAAAUAUUUCGCUGAUUUUCUUUGCUUCCCAUGGCAUCAGUGAGGGACCCAUUCGACCCAAUGUCCCUGGUGUGAUUGAGAUUGGUGGCAUACAGGUCAAGGAUAAACCGGAUCCUCUGCCCAAGGAUAUCGCAGACUUUCUAAAUGGCGCCACUGAGUCACAUGGCGCCAUUCUCCUCAGCCUCGGCUCCAAUGUGAAGGCGGCGCACAUCAAACCCGACACCGUGCAAAAGAUGUUCAAUGUCAUCUCGAAACUCAAGCAAAAAGUCAUCUGGAAGUGGGACGAUCUGGAGAAUACACCCGGGAUCUCGGAGAAUAUUCUCUACGCCAAGUGGCUGCCGCAGGACGACAUCCUGGCACAUCCCAAGAUCAAACUGUUCAUCACCCACGCGGGCAAGGGAGGCGUCACCGAGGCGCAAUAUCAUGGCAAACCCAUGCUAGCCCUUCCAGUGUUUGGUGAUCAACCGGGAAAUGCUGAUGCCAUGGUCAGUCAGGGCUUUGGACUGUCUCUCAAUCUCCUCGCUCUCGAGGAGCAGACUUUCCGCGAAGCUAUCCUCGGUAUUAUGGAGAAUCCCAAGUACAAUCAAGCGGUGAAAGCUUUUUCCUCGCUCUACCGCGAUCGUCCCCUGAGCGCACGUCAGACGCUGCUCUAUUGGGUGGACUAUGUCAUCCGUCAUCAUGGUGCCCCACAUCUGCAGAGUCCCGUCGUGCACAUGAGCUUCAUAGCUGCUCAUAAUUUGGAUAUUUAUGCGAUCCUUUUGGCUCUGCUUUAUAUUAGUUUUUGGAUAAGCAAACGCUUGCUUUCUGUAAUUUGGCGAAAGCUUUCAUCGAAGGGUGACACAAAAAAAAAGAGCAGUCAUUUAAAACACAAAAAUAAAAAGCUAAAGAAGCACAAAAAUCAAUAAAGUCACUCAGUUAAA
This is a messenger RNA of Drosophila guanche, 1691 nucleotides long. Its product is annotated as UDP-glucuronosyltransferase 1-7C-like. NCBI's taxonomy places the organism in Eukaryota, Metazoa, Arthropoda, Insecta, Diptera, Drosophilidae. Bases 36 to 1676 code for a protein of 546 amino acids. The record is from RefSeq and is a predicted model, not a curated record. The transcript is spliced from 2 exons. Gene Ontology annotation, molecular function: UDP-glycosyltransferase activity.